AAUAAUGUCAUUUUAUUCUUUAGAGACUUUAGUUCCUGACUGUUUCAACAAUACAUUACUCUGAUGUAUAUGAACAAAUAUUAGCCUAACCGUAUUUGGUUUUAAAGCAGGUGUCAUAUGACAGUUCUUGAUGCGUCUUUUGUUUAUACAAUUCACUUAAUUGAUGCAGUGUCAAAGAUUAGUGUACUAUAAUGUACUAUAAUACUUACUAUUUAUUAUUACAUCUGUUACAUUAAGUGGAAUGGAGCGAAGUAUUCAUGAAAUGUUGAAAGAUGCUCCAUCUUUAAAUGAUAGCGAUAGUGCAGUUCAUAGUGGAACUCCUCCACCUCAUGUACCAAAUAAUUGUAAUAAUGAAAAUCAACCCAGACCAGCUACAAUAAACUUAACAUUGGGCAGUCCUAUAUCUCAAAUGUCUGUAACAGUAUCUCCAAAUACACCUAUUCAGAAUGGUGAUACGCAGACAAUGCGUACUGCUCAGAGUAAAAUUGAAAGCAUUAAAAAUUGGAGUAUUUCUACUUAUAAGUGUACAAGACAAUUAAUGUAUGAAAAACUUGGGAAAACAUCCCGUACAGUAGAUUCAGAACUUGAAACACAAAUUGAAUUAUUAAGAGAUACUCAAAGAAAGUACUGCAAUGUGUUACGAUUAUCUAGAGCAUUAGCUUCUCAUUUUCAUCAUGUUGUUCAAACGCAACAUGCUUUAGGGGAAGCAUUUUCUGAGUUAGCACAAAAAUCUCCAGAGUUACAAGAAGAGUUUCUAUAUAAUUCAGAAACUCAAAGGAAUUUGACUAAAAAUGGUGAAACAUUAUUAGGGGCCUUAAAUUUUUUUGUUUCUUCAGUAAAUACACUUUGUAAUAAAACUAUUGAAGACACAUUAUUUACAGUACGACAAUAUGAAACAGCAAGAAUAGAAUACGAUGCCUAUAGAACAGAUCUUGAAGCAUUAGCACAAGUAACAAAAAACGAUAGCAGCAAUGCAGCAAGAUUGGAAGCAGCACAGGCAAAUUAUGAAGAGCAUAAGCAAAAUUUUGAAAAACUAAGAUCAGAUGUUUCGAUUAAACUUAAAUUUUUAGAUGAAAAUAGAAUCAAGGUAAUGCAUAAACAAUUAUUAUUAUUCCAUAAUGCAGUAUCUGCUUAUUUUUCUGGAAAUCAAACUGCUCUGGAAGCCACACUGAAGCAAUUUAACAUAAAAGUUAAAUCACCAAAUUCAUCUUUACCAUCGUGGCUUGAACAGUAGUUACAUUAGAAGAAAUGAAUUCAAGUUAUGGGAAACAUGAAUAAAAAAAUACAUUCGUCCAUACGAAUUUCUUCUUGAAAGACAAAGGAAAUGACAAGGUAGAACAACUUUCAAACACUCUUGAAAACGUACUAAAGGACACUGCUGUCAAAUAGUUUGUCAGUUUCAAUAAGUUUUUGAAGAAGAAUAGAUUGUCAUCUAAAAACAGACUGAAUAAUUUCUGAAUUAUGCUUUAAAUAUUGGCCAAUAUUCGUGAUACAUGUCAUAUGUAUCAGUUAAUCUCAAUUAUAUAAUUAAUAAUUAUAUGCAACAGUUAAUAAUAAUGAAUAACUUCUGAUGAAAGAUUUAAUGAAGAUUCUUUUUAUUUGAUAGCAAUGCUUACAAAACUUUAAAGGCAAUAGAUAUUUAAUUUUUAUAUCUGACUUAAAGAAGUUCUAAUGUAAAUACAUAAACUAUGAUGAUAUAUUUAGCUUUGAAUUUUACGGUAUGUACAAAACAGCAUUGAUUCUUUAUUUAUAUUAGCAUCAAUUUAAAUUCGAUAAAUUAAACAAAUUGAGAACUAUAUUAUUUUAAUAUUUCUCAUUUCAUUUUAAAUAAUAAAAAUAUUGACCGAAUUUUAACUUUGAUUCUCUUAUAACUAUUAGGUCAAGAUGUAUUCCUUAUUUACGCACGUUGCUAAAUUUAAUCUAUUUUAAAAGAAAGAGAAUUUGAGUACUUCCAACUACACAGGAUCAAAAAAGAUUACAUCAUAUUUUUAAAAUAUGCGGUGCUAAUUAAAAUGAGCAAAAAAAAUGUUAAUAUUAGACGGUUUAAUUUAAUAAGUGCUGUAUGUUAGUUUGAUACAAUCAUUUUUGGACACUCCAUACAUUAAAUGUUCAAUAUUUCUACACAUUUAUUAUUAUAUGUAGACUGCGGGUUUUUAUGCAUUUUAUAGCAAAUUUAAAAGUGCAAAAUUGAACAGAAUGUAUAUGAUAUGAAGAAGUAUAUAAAAUAUCGUAUAGUGCUCUCUGUGUACUUGUACCUAAAAUAAGAUACUUGUAUUGUUUAAAACAAUUUUCUGCUAAGGUUAUACUCUUUUAAUUAUAUACUGAAAAAUAUGAAUUUGUAUAAAUAUCCGCAGUCUAGUUGUAUGUAUAUAUUGGCUUCAUUUAUAACUUUUUUUAUGUAACAGUCAAUUGUUUUGAUAAAAAUAGGAAUAAGUCACAUGCUUAUGAUUAGCCUAAUCAUAUUUUUAAAUUAAUGGUACUUCCUUUGUGCUAUUAAUAUUUAUACAAAGAUGCUUGUAACUAAGUUUACUUAAUUUUACUUUUUUUUCAAAUUAUGUUAUAUACAUUUUUACAAAAUAAAUAAUUUUUAUUUUGUUAUUAAAUAUAUUAUCAUAACACAGAAGAUAAUAUGUAAUUAUAAUAUCUAACUUUUAAAAAACUUUUGAGUAUUUUAAUAUAGAAAAUAUAAGUUUAUUUACAUUUUUUUAUAUAUACCACAGUAUUGGUUUACUAAAAAAGAGAAUCAAUUUUGAUUAAUGUGUGAAAAGGAAAAUAUUUAACUGUUGCAAAACAGGUUCAAACUAGUCAUAUUUUAUAAGUGAAUAUUUAAAAAUUAAAUGGCUUGUGUAAAAUUAUAAUUUUAUAUACUUUCAUACACAUUGACAUUAUGUAUACAAAUAUUUCUUUUAAAGCAGCACUAUUGUGUAUACUGAAACGUUAUGAAUUAUUACGCUUCAUAAAUAGAAAAAUUUUUAGUAUAGAUAUAAUAAAUGUAUGUACAUUGUCAUUAUUGUUUGUUGCUUAUACUUAAAGUUUACAGUAACAUUAAUAGUAACUUAAACCAUAAAAGUGAAGCUAGUUAUAUUAUGACAUCAUCAAUGAGUCUUAUCAUGUUUUAAACUAACUCUUCCAAUGUGAUCAUAAUAUAAAUUUUCAAGUACACAUAUAAUAAUGUGUAUGAGUGAAUUGUAUAUCAAAUAAAUGUACAAUUCACUUUCCAAAUUUUUGCGAAUUAUCAUCAUUAUACAUCUACAUUUAUGUAUAAAGCAAAAAUUAUGAUUCAUACUGUAAUAAUAACAUUUUAUUUUUUUACAUAAUGCAAAUUGACUUAAUAUAUAAUUUCUGAAAAUUAUUAUAUCUUUUUAUCAUGAAUCUAUAGAAAAUACAUUCCAUUAUUUAACAGGUUUUUUAGGAAUGUUUAGACCAACAAAAGCAAAUACUGUAAUUAAACAAAAAUAAAAUCUUAUAUUUAUUAAGUAGAAAUAAGAACGAGAAGUUACACAGAAUAACUUGAAAUAUCCAGUUGAAGCACUUUUUAAGUUAUGAAAUGUAUUGUAGCUACUAUAUUAUGUUCCUAAUCAUGAUGUUAUUGUGUGUAUAUUAUGUGUAUACAAACUCCAAACAAUAAAUGAAUGCUUAUAUA
Molecule: messenger RNA, 3643 nt
Organism: Bombus terrestris (buff-tailed bumblebee)
Lineage: Eukaryota; Metazoa; Arthropoda; Insecta; Hymenoptera; Apidae
Gene: Arfip
Product: arfaptin-2
Exons: 6
Coding region: 242-1234 (330 amino acids)
Biological process (GO): regulation of Arp2/3 complex-mediated actin nucleation; intracellular protein transport
Cellular component (GO): trans-Golgi network membrane
Molecular function (GO): phospholipid binding; protein domain specific binding
Source: RefSeq, a predicted model, not a curated record